GGAAAAACUGCUGAUUCCGACAGCACAACACGACAGCGAAGGCAGCAAAUACGAAUUUGAAGAUACAGCAAAAUACAAUUCAAAUAAAAGUCAAAUAGUCUCGAAAUUUAAUUGCGCGAGUGUCGCGGUGCGGCGGUUGCAGUAGUAAGUGAGUUGAUGAAUGCAGCAGCAGUGGCAUUCUAAUAGAGAACACUACAUCAUAUAUAAUAAAAAUAAAUUUGAAUUGAUUUAAGAAAAUAACAUCUGAAAUUUUUAAAAACAGAAGUAAAGCUCAAAAACAUCCAUCAUGUUUAAUCUUGCACGUAGCACUCAAAAUAGUGCUGUUAAGCCAAUGAUGGCAGCUGCUCUUAUUAAAAACGCUGUCAAGGCUAAUAAUCUUAUGACAAAGUCACGUUGUAUUAGUUCUGUUGUGCCAAGCACUAAUUUGAAGGAUUUCCAGACUGCAAAUGAACCCGUAUAUGAAUAUAAAAAAGGCUCACCAGAGCGCAAAGCUUUGGAGGAAGCCCUUAAACGUACUGCUGCAAAAUGUGAAGAAGUUCCCAUUGUCAUUGGUGGCAAAGAAAUCCGUACCGAUCAAGUGGUGCAUCAGGUGAUGCCACAUAAUCAUCAGCAUAAAUUGGCAAAAUUCUAUUAUGCCGAUAGUAAAACAAUUAAGAGUGCUAUCAAGACCGCUGUGGAAACACAACCUAAAUGGGAUCGGGUUCCUCUCAGCGAACGCUUGAAGAUUUGGGAUAAGGCUGCCGAUUUAAUGGCUGGAAAAUAUCGUCAAGACUUAAAUGCAGCCACAAUGUUGGGCCAAGCAAAAACCAUUAUUCAAGCAGAAAUCGAUUCAGCUGCUGAAUUAAUCGACUUUAUAAGGUUAAAUGCUUUUUUCUUGAAAGAAUGCGCUAAAUAUCAGCCCAUUAGUGAAAAUAUGAAAGUAACUAAGAAUUCGAUGCGUUAUCGUGGCAUCGACGGAUUUAUUGCUGCAGUUAGUCCUUUUAACUUCACCGCUAUUGGCGGUAACUUAGCUUAUACCCCAGCUUUGAUGGGCAAUGCUGUUCUCUGGAAGCCUUCAGAUACUGCCGUGCUUUCCAACUGGCGUAUUUUUAACAUUAUGCGUGAAGCCGGAGUUCCGGAUGGUGUGGUUAAUUUCGUACCAGCCGAUGGCCCAGUUUUUGGUGAUACUAUUACAGCUUCUCCACAUUUGGCUGGUAUUAAUUUCACAGGAUCUGUUCCCACUUUCAACCGCUUGUGGAAGCAGGUUGGCAACAACAUUGAUAACUAUAUCAAUUUCCCUCGUCUAAUUGGUGAAUGUGGUGGUAAAAAUUACCAUUUCAUUCACCCUACUGCUGAUGUUCAAUCCGUAGUUACUGGAACAAUUCGUUCAGCAUUCGAAUUUUGUGGCCAAAAAUGUUCGGCUUGUUCCAGAAUGUAUGUUCCAGAAUCUUUGUGGCCAAAGAUUAAAGAUGGUCUAGUUGCCGAAGCAACCAAAUUGAAAAUCGAUGAUGUUCAAAACUUCUCAGCAUUCACGUCGGCUGUCAUUGACGAUAAAGCAUUUAAACGCAUUACUUCCUACAUUGAACAUGCCAAAAAGAGUAAAAAUUUAACAAUUUUAGCUGGUGGCACUUAUUCGGAUGCCAAGGGCUAUUUCAUCAAUCCAACCAUUGUACAAACAACCGAUCCCAAAGAUAAAAUUAUGACUGAGGAAAUUUUUGGACCCGUAUUGACCAUCUACGUUUACAAAGAUGCUGAUCUUCAAAAAACUAUGGACCUAGUGCAUACAACAACUCAGUUUGCGUUAACCGGAGCUGUGUUCGCACAAGACGAGUAAGUAAAAAUAUAUUAA
Stomoxys calcitrans (stable fly) is the source of this 1828-nucleotide messenger RNA. RefSeq names its product delta-1-pyrroline-5-carboxylate dehydrogenase, mitochondrial-like. Gene Ontology annotation, molecular function: L-glutamate gamma-semialdehyde dehydrogenase (NAD+) activity. The coding region runs from base 287 to 1813 and encodes 508 amino acids. Gene Ontology annotation, cellular component: mitochondrial matrix. NCBI's taxonomy places the organism in Eukaryota, Metazoa, Arthropoda, Insecta, Diptera, Muscidae. The transcript has 6 exons. The record is from RefSeq and is a predicted model, not a curated record.